Sesamum indicum (sesame) is the source of this 1753-nucleotide messenger RNA. RefSeq names its product Pseudouridine synthase family protein. Gene Ontology annotation, molecular function: RNA binding; pseudouridine synthase activity. NCBI's taxonomy places the organism in Eukaryota, Viridiplantae, Streptophyta, Magnoliopsida, Lamiales, Pedaliaceae. The record is from RefSeq and is a predicted model, not a curated record. Gene Ontology annotation, biological process: mRNA pseudouridine synthesis; tRNA pseudouridine synthesis. Gene Ontology annotation, cellular component: nucleus; cytoplasm.
ACCUUCUCUUGAAACAUCCAUAGACCGCGAGACUCCCUUUUCUUUUCAAACUACUCGGCCAGUCCAUUUUUCAAACACUUGGAGCGCACCUCUUUGCCAGCUGAUGAAAAUGGAGGAAAAUUACAGCACUGAACUUGUUGAGUCGCUGCGGAUCCAAAUGGAGUCUCUUCGGAGAAGAAUUCAUGAGUUGGAGGCUGAGAAUGCUAAGCUCUCUGUUCAGCUCGGAAGUUGCGUCUGCCAGAAGAUUGUAGAGAGUGAUAAAAAUCAUGUUUUAGACUGCAGCCAUUCAACUGAGGAAAUGCAAAGGCUGAAAUUAGAUGAAAGUCAUGUGAAAAACAGAUCAAGGAAGAAAGUGCCAGGGACAUGUAAUGAAACAAUAGCCUUGCAUCAUUUACCAAAGCGACAUAUUGCUUUAAAAGUUAUGUAUUUUGGUCAGAGAUUUUAUGGCUUUGCAUCAGAGGCACAGAUGGAUCCGACCAUAGAGUCGGAAAUUUUUAAGGCCCUCGAAAAGACGAGGUUAAUAUCUGGUAAUAAGAAGGAAUUGCAAUACUCAAGAUGUGGCAGAACAGACAAGGGAGUUUCUUCUGUUGGCCAAGUAAUCUCUCUAUUUCUGCGAUCAAAUCUUAAGGAAACAACAAGGAGCAAUGACUAUUCUGGAGAGACUUGUGUUGAAGAAUCAUGUGGUGGAGAAAUAGAUUAUGUGAAGAUAUUAAAUCGUGUUCUUCCAGAAGAUAUUCGAAUUAUUGGAUGGUCACCUGCUCCAACUGAUUUCAGUGCAAGGUUCAGUUGUUUGAGCAGGGAAUACAAGUACUUCUUUUGGAGAGAAAAUUUGAACAUCAUCGUAAUGGAGACUGCAGGAAAGAAAUUCAUUGGGGAACAUGAUUUCCGAAACUUUUGUAAAAUGGACGCAGCUAAUGUCCACAAUUACAUGCGGCACAUCACAUCAUUUGAGAUUUUCUCUUGCAAUGAAAGGUUUGAAGAUGAUGAACUCUGGGCAGUGAAAAUCAAAGGUAGUGCUUUCCUGUGGCACCAGAUCCGAUGCAUGGUUGCGGUGCUGUUUUUGAUUGGCCAAGGUCUAGAAUCUCCUAAUGUGAUAGAUGAGUUACUCGAUGUUGAAAGAACGCCAAGGAAACCUCAAUACACAAUGGCUCCUGAGAUUCCACUGGUUCUUCAGUCUUGUGAAUUUGAAGGUCUCAAGUUUAGAUGCUCAUCAGAUGCUAAACAAGCUCUUCACACUCACUUUAAGAAGGAAUGCCAAGGUUAUAAACUUAAAGCAGCAAUCUUUCAUGAGGCCUUGCUUACUUCUUCUUGCGACUUAUAUGAAAACAAUCAGCUAAACAGUAGAACAAAAAAGAAGGAAUCUGCUCACAUCCCCCUGAUGUCACGACCAACUGAGCCGUCUUAUGAAGAACGACGUGCUAAACUGGACGCUGGUGCUCGAGCAAAGUAGAAAUACCUGCCAUGAGAUACUUAAAUGAUUCAUCCAACAAUUGACCCCAAAUUUUGACUCCCUUUUUUUAAAAAAAAAAUAAAAAAAUUAUGCUUAUAAUGUUUAUACUUAUGUAUACCUGUAUCUUUUGUACUUAAGACUAUUGUUAGUAAAUUAUAAGUUUCAGUUUGUUCGGUCCGUGGGUAAAAUGUUUGUAGUAGUGCAGUUAAGCUUCUGUUCAGCUGACAGGUAUUUUUAAAUGAAUAGAUUUUGGAUUAUGGCAAGUUGCAAUACCGUUGCUUUGUUUGUUUAUAGCUAGUAGGA